This is a messenger RNA of Colletotrichum higginsianum IMI 349063, 2289 nucleotides long. RefSeq names its product GTPase-activator protein for ras-like GTPase containing protein. Gene Ontology annotation, biological process: metal ion transport; transmembrane transport. Lineage: Eukaryota; Fungi; Ascomycota; Sordariomycetes; Glomerellales; Glomerellaceae. The transcript is spliced from 2 exons. Gene Ontology annotation, molecular function: metal ion transmembrane transporter activity. Bases 1 to 2289 code for a protein of 762 amino acids. The record is from RefSeq and is a predicted model, not a curated record. Gene Ontology annotation, cellular component: membrane.
AUGCCAACUCAGACUCCCGAAGAGCUUCUCAGGGCUGUCGAGGCUAGCCACGAGCAAUACCUUCGCAGCCUGCGAAGUCUUCACGAAUCGCUGGCCAGCGCCGUGAGAGAACGAUCGGAGCCCCGAACGACACCCAGUAUUACCUUGCCGACAUCACCCGCCUCGCGACUAUCCAAUAGCCCAUACCAGAGUCCGGUCCAGAGCCCGGUGCAAACAUCCCAGGCGGCUUUUCCAUCGGCGUCAUAUCGUACUCGCAGCUCAACCUUUUCCGAGCCUAUCGAGAAGCGACCGCUUACCAACGGCAGCGAGAAAGACCACGUUCCGGCCUCGGUUUACUCGGGACUCGAAGUCGAGUAUCUCCCCUUGCUGGAUGUCGCAGCCCCCCGCGAGGCUUCAGGCUCCGAUGGCACUCUCACUCCAUCCGCCUCGAAGCUCAUUGAGCGGGUGUCUUGGACCGACAGCCAACUUCUCCAUCAUCUCAAGCAUUUCAACUUCACCGGCGGCGCCGCCAUUGCCCUGACAGACGUGAUCAAGCGGCAGACCGAGAUCGAUGAGAGGACAGACUUCGGGACCUUUGCCGCCUACGAAAGUCAGGGCUACGUCAGCUCAACCUUUGAGCUAUACGACGUCGACACGAAGGGGGCGCCUCGUCAUGUGGGUAAGCAAUCGGACCGGCAGCCCCAGGGCGUUGCGCCCGACGUCGCCCCAUCCCCAAGCCAGAUUGUCGACGCGCCGACUGUUUGGAACGCACUCAAGGGCAUUCACGCAGACGGCCAAGCCGUUGGUCUCGUGACAAUCCUCCAGGAGCCUUCGGCCCUCAUGCUCGGCGCCCUGCACAUGACCAUGUCGCCAUACUUUGACAUGACGGAGCUCCUCAAUCACUUCAUCACAGACCACGAAAACAACGGCAAGACGACCGCCCAUGUCCACCGCGCCUUCGCCCGUGACCCGUCCCCCUCGCACCUCCGCCAGCGCAGCUUCUUCUUCGUCUUCAAGUACUAUACCGUCGUCGGCGACGGCCUCGAGCCCGCCCCCUUCCAGAAGUACGACAAGCGCCCGCCCGACCGCCGCUCGCGGGACCACAUCGACAUCGCCGAGUGCAGCUCCAUCCUCGCCCUCUCGCUCUCCGGCCCGCCGCGCCAGUCCGUCAAGCAGACCCGCCGCCGCGAAGGGCCGCAGGAGGGGUUUCUCUUCGACACCUUCGCGCCGUGGCACCUGCUCUCGAUCCAGUCCUUCCCGGACGAUGAGCACACUCUCCGCGGCGGCGACGCCGAGUCCCAAAAGACCUUCUUCUCCGGCCCGUGGGCAUUCCUCGACGCCCUGGUGACGGAGUACCGCGACGCGACGAAGCGGAACCUCGCCCUCCAUGCCCGCAUCGCCAAGCUCAUCACCCCGCCAACCGACUUCAUGUUCGACGCCAGGCUGCGCGACAAGCUGCUCUUCGAGGACAAGCACUUCACCUACAUCCGGCGGUACUUCUGGGCCUAUAACACGCUGGGCGUCGUCAACGAGGGCCUGCGCGCCAUGCUCGCCGCGUACCGGGACACCUUCCCCGACGACUUCUGGGAGGGCCGGCACCCGACGCUGUGGCCGCACCCGUCCCCGGACAGCUCCGAGGGGAGGGCGUACCGAGACAAGAUGAUGCCGCUGCGGUCGGACUUGGAGAGGGCAUGCCGCGACCUGGAGACUGUGCACGCCAAGAACGCCGCGACGCGCAAGGAGAUUGAGAACCUGAGGGACCAGCUCUUCAGCGGGAGCUCGAUCAAGGAGUCACGACGGGCCAUCGAGCAGGGCGACAACAUCAAGGUGUUGACCCUGGGGUCCAUGGUGUUUCUCCCCCUGACGUUCGUAACUUCCGUCUUCGGUAUCACGGAAUUUACCAUCCCCGCGCAGGAUUGGCGCUUCCCCGUGACCAUGGUCUGCGUCUGCGUUCCCUUCAUCCUGGCCCUCAUUCUCCUGCAGACGCGCGCGGGGUACUCGCUUGCCAGGCACACCUUUGCCGCUCUCACGUGGCCGUUCCGCCUCUUGGCGAACGACGGGGCCGGGGACACGUUUCCGCCCGCGAUUGCUAUGCCUGCGGUCGAGGCGAGACCGCGCAGAAAGAGACGGCUCACGAGUCGAAGGCCGCCUUCGCCACAGCCGCCGGCUCAAGAGAAGCCUCAGGAGGCGAAGGAAGCGGGGCUAGGGUCGUGGUUGACUUGGGGACUGGGAAGAAGCAACGUCAAUACGAGGGGAGAUGAUAAAGAGGUGGGUCAGGAGGGCGAUGUCCUGGUGUUUGGUCAUGUUUAA